AUGUCAGCUACAAUUAACUCAAGUGAAAUGGCUUGUGAGAAUAUUUUGAACAAUUAUCCUGCCUCUGAUCUCAAUGCACAAAGUAGCCAGGAAAAUGUUUUGUCAUUAACAUCCCAACACGCCACGAGUAAUCACCGAUUACCAAAGUUAGAUCUUCCGCAUUUUUAUGGAGAUGUAUUAGAAUGGAAUACAUUUUGGGAUUCCUACGAAUCAACGAUUCAUUGCAAUCAUACUUUGAUGCCAAUUCAAAAGUUUAGCUAUCUCAAAGCUCAAUUACGCGACACAGCAGCACAAACAAUAGCAGGAUUUGCGCUUACAAAUGCUAAUUACGAAACGGCAAUAGACUUGCUCAAAGAACGAUUUGGUCAGCCACAGAAAAUUAUUAACGCUCAUAUGAGAGCACUCAUCGAACUUCCUGCCCCCAGAAAUGAUGCCACUAGUUUAAGAAAUUAUGGAGAUUUCUUGGAAUCUCAUGUCAGGAGCUUAGAGUGUCUAGGACAAAGACAAGAGAUGUUUGGAGCAUUACUUAUUCCAGUCAUAAUCAACAAGCUACCAACUGAAAUUAGGAAAAACAUUGCACGUGAGUACGAUGGUGACAACAUUUCACUACAAAAUCUUCGUAAAGCUAUCAGCAAAGAAGUCAAAAUCCUUGAAUCAGGCCAGAUUGAAAACAGCGAUGGAUUUCACGCAACAGCAAUGUUUCCUACCGGAGCAUCAAAGAAACAACACAACGUUCAUUAUUCACGUAAUCAGAAAACAAGAGAGUCAACUCCUCAUGUUGAAAUAACAGAGAUGAAGAGCCGCCCAUGCAUUUAUUGUUGCACAGAGAAUCAUUUUCCAGGGGAUUGUAAGAAAGUUACAGACGUAAGUGCAAGAUUCGACAUCUUAAAACGGAAGAAAUUAUGUUUCAACUGCUUGGGAAACCACCACGCCUCAGAUUGUAAAUCCCGCAACAGGUGUAAAAAGUGUCAGAAAAAACACCACACAAGUAUAUGUAACGUGAAACUAACGAAGGACAGAGACGAGCCCACCAAAUCAACAAGUGUCAACAUCGUAGAAACGAAUAAGAAGCCAGAAACCAGAGAACUGAACUUUGAACAUCGACCUACAAGUGUUUUACUAAAUACAGCUAGGCCUAUCUCUCCGAUAAGUCGGACCGUGGACUCCAUGCAAGAAGAACGUAACAAGUUGACUAACGUGAUACAAAAAUUAAAAUCAGAGCUGAAGAUCCAGACACAAAGGAGGAACGAUUGGAGCAUGAGAAUGCCACCCUGCUAG
This is a messenger RNA of Saccostrea echinata, 1278 nucleotides long. RefSeq lists its product as uncharacterized. The transcript has a single exon. The record is from RefSeq and is a predicted model, not a curated record. The coding region runs from base 1 to 1278 and encodes 425 amino acids. NCBI's taxonomy places the organism in Eukaryota, Metazoa, Mollusca, Bivalvia, Ostreida, Ostreidae.